AUGCAUAUACAGAACCAAAGCUGGAUGCAGAUGUCGAGUUCGAAGCCAUGUCAUUCGAUGACGACGACGAAGGCGAUGGCGACAGCUUAUUUCUGUACAACGUUCAUGACGACUCUGGAUAUGCAGAGCCUCUGAUUGAUGAACGUCUUGACUUGCACUUUGGUCGUUUCCCCUCUAUGUCCGACAGUCCACUUCCAGGAUCGUCCAUUGCCAGCUACGUACACGAACCAAGCGACCUUCUUCCCUCGAUUUCUCAUAUCAGCGAGCCCCUCGCAGGUUGGAAACAAACGAACGAUGUUCCGCAGUCCCGCGACGCGUUUAGCGACACUAGUGAAGCACCCAACUAUAACGCAGAUCAGCUCAGUGCUCUCUCUUUCGGCCAUCUGCAAUCCUCUACAGACUCGCCUUUGCUAGAGUGUUCGCCUCGUUCGUUACACUCGCUUGGAUGCCGAUCUCCAGGAAUGCACUAUGACAAUCGGCGACUCCGACUUAUCUCUGAUACGAGACCCCUCAGAAGCGACAAGCUGUCAUCGUCCCAGUCGUCCGAGCACUCUGUCGUUGAAGAAACGCUGGCCGACGUUGUCCAUGGCUGUUUAUUCGAAGAUAGUAA
Molecule: messenger RNA, 610 nt
Organism: Phanerochaete carnosa HHB-10118-sp
Lineage: Eukaryota; Fungi; Basidiomycota; Agaricomycetes; Polyporales; Phanerochaetaceae
Exons: 1
Source: RefSeq, a predicted model, not a curated record